Molecule: messenger RNA, 318 nt
Organism: Adineta steineri
Lineage: Eukaryota; Metazoa; Rotifera; Eurotatoria; Adinetida; Adinetidae
Source: the annotation of a GenBank genome assembly
AUGGCCGUUCAAUUAUUAUCCAUAUCUGCUAUCUAUAUUGUUUUCCUUUUUCCAUGGACAAUCUUAUAUACUGCUUAUUCAGCCGGUCUACCAAGUAGUAUAGCUGCUAAUUAUUAUUCAAUUAGCUCAUAUCUUUCGUACUUUGUUGUAAUGCUCACUCCAUUUGUUUGUGUUAUGUCAUUACCUGAACUUCGAAAGAAGUGUACAAAUAUUCUAUUAUUUCAAUACAGACCAACACGUGCUGUUCAUCCAGAGACAUUGACGGUCACUCGUCUAAAUCCUCCCCGAGCACUCUCAAUUAUGCCAAAUGCUCAAUAA